Messenger RNA from Prorocentrum cordatum, 520 nucleotides. Lineage: Eukaryota; Dinophyceae; Prorocentrales; Prorocentraceae. The record is from the annotation of a GenBank genome assembly.
GGGGCCGCUGCACCUGGCAGCGGCCGGCCAGCGGCCCGCCCACCUCGCGGCCGCGACGGCGAUGGCCCCUGGCGCCGCUCGCGCUGGCCGCCCGCGGCCGCUCGCAGUGGCCGCCGCCGCGCUGCUCGCGGGCGCGGCGUCGGGCGAAGGUUGGAAGCGACAUGAGCGCCGCGACUGCGUCAACGGCAGAGGCGGCUAUAUCGUCUCCAACGACACCAACCCCAUCCCUAGCUCCAUGUCGCUGGAGGACUGCCAGCAGAGGUGCGCGCAGUCAGCCGAGUGCUGGGGCGUGCAGGUGCUCCGCUCGCAGGGCGCGGGCGCGGGGGGCUGCUUCUUCCGCAGGGAGAUCGACCCGGCCGACUGCUACCACUCCGACGUCAUCGCUUGGGACGUGUACGUCAGGCCAGGCGGGCGUGUUGCGUCCAACAGCGUCUACACGAGCACGGCCAACUCGGGAAUGAGAUCGGACAGGAUGGUCGAGAUAUUACUUGCCAGCGUCCUGAUCUGCAUAGUCGUCAUC